Molecule: messenger RNA, 941 nt
Organism: Carica papaya (papaya)
Lineage: Eukaryota; Viridiplantae; Streptophyta; Magnoliopsida; Brassicales; Caricaceae
Source: RefSeq, a predicted model, not a curated record
GGACGUCGUCUCCAAUCUCCAUCUCCCUCCUCUCCCUGCCAGCCCAUAUACACCACCAAGCAACGAACAAGGGACUUUCUAUGGCACACACAAACGCAUCUUCAGUCAAUGCAAAUUGAAUGUCAAGUAACAAGAUCAAUUGCUACUGUCGGAUCUCUUUCCGAACUACAUCUCUUGUCGAAGCCGGACGAUCCUGGUUUUGAACUGCCACUAUCCAGAUGACGGAUCCGAAUCUCGAUUUGCAGGAGUCGGGUUGGGAGGAGCUCAGGAGAGAAGCUCGGAAGAUCGAGGGCGAUCUCGACGUCAAGCUAUCUUCAUAUGCUAAACUCGGUGCUAGGUUCACCCAGGGAGGUUAUGUUGAUACCGGAUCUCCAACCAUUGGGUCUAGCCGGUCAUGGAAGUCCAUGGAAAUGGAAAUCCAAUCUUUGCUUGAGAAGCUGCUAGAUAUAAAUGAUUCUAUGAGUAGAUGUGCUGCAUCUGCUGCACCAACUACCUCAGUGACACAAAAGCUAGCAAGGCACAGGGACAUACUACACGAGUUUACCCAGGAAUUUAGAAGAAUCAAAGGGAACAUAAACUCAAUGAGAGAACAUGCAGAGCUUCUUAGUUCUGUCAGGGAUGAUAUCAGUGAAUAUAAGGCAUCUGGAAGUAUGUCGCCAAGAAUGCAGUUACUGCGGGAGAGAGCUGCCAUCCAUGGGAGCAUAUCUCAUAUAGAUGAUGUGAUCAAUCAAGCCCAAACUACCAGAGCAGUGUUGGGCUCUCAAAGGGCUCUGUUUGGCGAUGUGCAAGGGAAAGUCACGCUUCUCAGCGAGUUCCCUGUCCUUCGUGGCUUACUUGUAUCCAAUGAGCUAGUGCAACGAAUGUUGAGAGAAGAAUCGAAUGCCAUUGAAACUGAACAAGUUGUAAAGGGCUCUCGCGUAGGGCCAUGCCCAAAUGCUUAG